AUGUCGGGCAUCGAAAUUAUCGGUGUCGUUCUAGGCGCUUUCCCCAUCGCCGUCAUGGCACUUGAGAACUACAGCAAGCUUGCCACCAGCGUGAAUCUCUUUUAUUCUAUCAGAAGCGAACACAAAAGAUGCUUAGAUGACUUGACAUAUCAUCAAAUCUUAUUCAAAAUACAUCUACGCCGUCUGUUACUCCCCCUCGCGGUAGACGAUGAUAAGAUCGAUGAACUUCUCGAUAACCCUGGGGGAACAAGUUGGAAAGAAAAGUCAAUUGACGACGUACUCAAGAGACGCAUGAAGGAUGCAUAUCUGCCGUACUUUGGAUACGUCAAAGAGAUGGCGAGGGUCAUGAACGACCUGAACCAACGCCUGGCGCUGGACUCUGAAGCAGUGCAGAACAAUCUCAGUAACCAGAAGGCGUUGAAAGGUAUCGAGAGGCUUCGAUUCGAAGCCAGCCCGGAACGGAUAGCUUUUCAGCGCUUCAGAAUCAAGUUUAGCAAUGGAGAAUCAGACCGCAAGCGUCUUCUGAGCGAGUUCGAGAAUUACAACGGGAAGCUAAAGGCACUGCUGGAUUCUAGUGAUGAAGACGCCAGACUAACACAGCAGAGAGAGCUCAUGUUUCACAAUUCAGCAACUGACCUUGCAGUUUGCAAUUUCUGGAAACAAGCUGCGAAGCUAUUCAGAGCCUUGACCUCGGCGUGUUACUGUAGGUGUCAGCCUAUGCACGGCGUAGAACUGAUGCUGCAGGACCGGAUAACCGAAAAGAGCGAAUUUCAUAUUACCUUUACGACUUAUAAAUUGUCUCUAUGGGAGAUUUAUAAGACGAAGAUAACCGAGAGAGACGAAACAGUUACUGCAGAGCUGAAGAAAGCUGUUCAGAUACUUGAGGGUGUAUCCAUCCAGCAACCGAACCACCGGCAACUAACGCCCACGAAAUCUUCUUUAAGGUCUAAAGGAACUUCUACAUACCUGCAAGUGGCAGACCAGGAGAUAUCUGUUCUCUGCUCAGCUAUCCGGAAUGUAGAAGGGGCUUGCUGUGGAUAUCUUAGAGAAAAUGACUGCCGAUUCUAUGUCUAUACCCUAUCUCGGGAGAAUACAGCAGUCUCCCCUCCAUACAUAACGCUCUGUCAGAUCCUACAGGGCGAGUUCCAACCGCCACCAACUCGAUCACAGCGGUACACAAUUGCAUUGGUCAUAGCUUCAUCCUUUCUGCAGCUGUUAGAAUCCCAAUGGCUCCCUGAUACACUCAAGAAGACGGAAAUCUUCUUUAGGAGUGACCCUAGUAACUCGACUCGCUUCUGCCUAGAUCAGCCAUACAUACGUCGACAAUUCAACAACUCGAACGAGAAGACGAUACCAUAUUUGGACCCAGGAGCCACCGAAUUAGCGGAUGGCUUGGACCAGCUCGGCAUCAUACUCUUGGAGCUUUGCUUCGGAAAAGUACUCGAACAGCAGCCUUGUAGAAAGAAGUGGCCCGAUGGGAGAGAUGCGAGGGAGGUAGCCGGUUUUAACCUGCUGGCAGCACGAGACUGGCAGUGCCAGGUACCCGAGGAGGCUGGUCCUGACUAUGCCGAAGCAGUUGGAUGGUGUUUGGAUAAGGGUAAAUCCAGACCUCCAGAACGGUGGAGGAAGGAUAUGCUACAAAGUGUUAUCCAUCCACUACAGCGAUGCCGAGAAUACUUAGCAGGAAGCUGACCUAAUAAACAGAUUGACAGUGAGAUAGCUAAACUGAAUUUCUUCCUGG
Messenger RNA from Fusarium oxysporum Fo47, 1741 nucleotides. RefSeq lists its product as uncharacterized. The coding region runs from base 1 to 1692 and encodes 563 amino acids. NCBI's taxonomy places the organism in Eukaryota, Fungi, Ascomycota, Sordariomycetes, Hypocreales, Nectriaceae. The transcript has 3 exons. The record is from RefSeq and is a predicted model, not a curated record.